AGGAGGAGGAGGAGAAGGACCAUGAGGAGGACUGUGGAGCCCAGGCACUUCCGCACCAUGUGAGCGACCUGAUGAUGCUCAUUUGCUCCGGACCAGAUGCCGCAUCCUCCCGGAAAGAUCCGCAGAGCCCGAGCGGAGCUGAAGCUUCCACCCGCCGGAGGGAGCGACAUUCAGGGGGAGAGAGAGACCCGAGGCCGGGGAGGAGACUCCGCUCAUCACCGGAGUCUGUCCCCGCCAGAGAGCACCGGUCUCCCGGGGAAAUGAGUGCAGACGUGGCGGUGACCCUGCUCGUGCUCGCGGGGAUCGUCGGGCUCAGCGAUGCGACCCGCAGGUUGCUCACCAGGAGCCUCGCGCGCACGGGGCUGUGCGUGUACGCGGUGGAGCUCGUGUCCACCUUCCAGCUGUGCUGCUGCACGCACGAGCUUAAACUGCUGUCCGAAGUGGGCGGGAUCGAACCUCGCGUCGCGCUUAGCCUGACCUACCUGGCAGCCGUGGUGCACGGACUCACGUUCAGCGGCGCCACCGGUAACCCCACCGGGACCCUCGAGCACGCGUACCGCGCGAGGAUCACGGGCGGCGGCGCCGUGCGGAGGAUCGCGUGCCAGUUCGCCGCGGCCGCCGCUGCACGAGCCGCGGUCCCGGUGAUGUGGGGACUCGGGCUGUCGAGGCUGCACGUGCGGCACAAGCUGCUCGGUUACCGGUGCGUGAGCCCGGUUCACGCGCCUCUGCACCAGGCCGCCGCCGUGGAGCUCGCGUGCGCCUUUGCGGUGCAGACUGCCCUCACGUACACGCGAUUGGUGGAUGAGAAAUACCGCGUGCACGCGGUAGCUGGGGUCAUCGCCUCAGUGGUUUAUGCAGGCGGCAGUUUGACAGGAGCCGUGUUUAAUCCGGCCUUGGCCUUCUCCACUCAGUUCCCCUGCAGCGGACACUCCUUCCUGGAGUACUGUGUGGUCUACUGGCUGGGUCCACUGCUGGGUAUGAUGAGCUCGGUGCUGCUGUUUGAUAAACUCGGCCCUCGGUUGUCAAGGAAACCAACGUCUGUCCCUCGUCCCGUGGAGACAAAGAAGAGGACAUGAGCCUCAGGUUCGUUCCUGCAGCACAGACGGACUCAGUUCACCUGCCGCUGGCCUCAGUCUUCAGACACUGAUGCGCACUUUUCUUAAAGGACACUUUAACCUGAAGGUUCUUGUUCCUCCACAGUGACGAUCCAGAUUCUAGAACAUGUCGGAAGUAAAUCUGCUCAUUUGACCACAGGAAGUUGAGUGAUCACUGUUCACACAUUGAAACUUUAUCAGAACUGUCACGUCUAAUAACUAAGUUUGCUGAAAUGAAAGUUUGCAUGAGUUUCGUAACUUGUAAAUAGAGCUUCUCAAAAGGGAAGCCAGAUCAUCUUGAUGGCCCCCUGGUGGCUGGCUGCAGUAUAGGUCAUAAACUUCCCCUCCUCCAUGUUUGCAGUAGUACAUGGAGCAAAUUACACUUUAAAUAAAUGUUUCUGUAAUUUCAGGUAGUUCCUCUCACACUGGUGUUUGUUCAAGUUUCGGAUCAGAUUGGUUUUAAUUAGUUAUUUGAUGAAACGGAGUGAAACGUCAUGAUUGACAGCUGAGACCGACUCCUGAUUGGUUGAGCCAGUGUAUCAGCGGCACCUUGAUGCUGCAGCGCCACCACCUGGUCACUGCUGCACAGACACUCUGGCUCCACAAGAUGGCAGCGAUUGUAUCAGAGGUUUUUUGGCUUCGUUUCUGAAUGUGGGAGGAAGUGGAGACAUGUCGUCCAUCAUCAUUUACUGUUUAUCGUCGGUAUCCUCAAACUCCAAUCUUACAAUGAGCCUAGUAAAAUUGUUAAUAUAUUUACUUAUGCUAAUUCACUGAAUAAUGGGACACGUGAUAAUGGAUGGUAAUAUGUGGUACUAAUACACUAAAUAAACUUUUCUUUACAAAGUGCUUAAUAUUUAAUAUUAUUAAUACUUAAUGUGACAUUCCAGAGAGGAGCACAAUGUAGAAGUGACCAGUUACAUGGUUUCAGAUCUGCACAGAUGGAACUGGUGCCUUUUGAAUUCUCUGUAAAAACUGGAAAUGCAGAAUAAACUGUUGAAAUCGAA
Molecule: messenger RNA, 2098 nt
Organism: Hippoglossus stenolepis (Pacific halibut)
Lineage: Eukaryota; Metazoa; Chordata; Actinopteri; Pleuronectiformes; Pleuronectidae
Product: aquaporin-11
Exons: 3
Coding region: 72-1076 (334 amino acids)
Biological process (GO): transmembrane transport
Cellular component (GO): cytoplasm; membrane
Molecular function (GO): channel activity
Source: RefSeq, a predicted model, not a curated record